UCCUGUUCACCGGAUCUUGACAUAUCGUCGAUAUUGGUAAACGGAUACUCUCCCUAUAGUGGGAGUCCAACAUCAUACAUGCAAGUGUACGUUCACCAACACCUUACUAUAUGCAGGAUCAAGAACAAUAGCAUCAAUUCUACUUGAUUUUGUUUGCUUUAUAUCUUAAAUUUAAGAAUUACAACUUAUUCCAUUUGCAGACAUCGCUUCUCGCCAAAUUGCCAAAUCGCAGAAUAGAAUUGAGUUCGUUUGUCUCGGUGUGGAGCCAAAGUAAAUAUAGGCCCGUUUGCAUAAUUUAAUUAUUUUUUGAAAAAGAAGAGACGAUUUGUUUUAGGCUUUUUCAGUGGAUCUGAAAAGUAAUCGGAAGUUACUGGUUUUGGACUCUUUGAGAAAGAAUCAACAGGAUUUUUUAUUAAUUUAUAUUUCGAUUUUUUGAUAUUUCACUUCAUAGAUUCAAGCUCCUCCUGGAAGAGGGCAUGGAUUGCUAAACCAAAGUUGAAUCAAGGGUACAAAUUUGAAACGUCAAAGAUUGACCUACAAACAAAAAGAAUUGCGUACCUCUUCCUCAUUAAAAUUCUUGUGAUUAUGACUUUCUCUAUUAUGCAAUGGUUAUAUACUCAAGAUGAGUCUGAUGAGGCCUUUCUGAAAUUUGUACUUUUCCUAUUUAUCACCUUCUUUUCUGCAUUGGGUGCACUUCUGUUUAUUACUUUACUUUUGCUUUUGCUUCGGUACUCUGGCCAUGCCAGGAUUUUGCUACGAAACAAUACGCCUGGUGAACUGGAUGAUGAAGCAAUUGAGAAUGAAAACAUUGAUGAAGAAGGAUUUGCACACCUAAGUGAACCUGGAAAAGAACGAUUCUUGCAGGCUCGUGAGUUUGAGAUGAGUGCUGCUCAAUCUCGCAUCAACACGGAUGCGAAAUUAAUUGAUUUUUUGCAAGUUCAAGAAAAAGGGGUGUUUGCAUGGCAUUUUAUGCCUAAUUUGGACUAUGGUGCUUAUGCAUCUAACCGCACGGAACUUUCCUUUACUCAAAAGGAAGAAUGUUGUCUUCAAACAAAUCUCCCAUUGCAACGGAUUAACGAAGUGUAUUAUUGGGAAGCCAAGUUGUUGGAAGUUGAUGAAAAUACUACAAUAUCUAUAGGACUAACUACGAAACCGUAUCCCCCCUUUCGCAUGCCCGGUUGGAAUUUCUGGUCGCUAGCUUAUAUUUCCGAUGGAACUCGGAGAUGCAAUUCGCCUUUUACAAAUAAACCAUAUGCAUCAUUUUAUCAAAAAGGAGACGUCAUUGGUGUUGCUUACAAGCCGAAAGUGAACAGAAUUUUCUUUACGAGAAAUGGCCGUCGCUGUGCUGAAUUGCCGUGUACAUAUCGAAACGUGUAUCCGACAGUAGGUGCAACAGGUCCAUGUGUUGUCCAUGUCAACCUUGGCCAAGCUGGAUACGUGUUUAUCGAAGCAAAUAUCAAAAAGUGGAGAUUAGCUCCUCCGGCGGGAAGCUUGGCACCUCCUCCUUCUUAUUUUACACCGCAACCGACCGUAAAUUGGGACACGGUCAGUGAAUCAUCUGUUCAGACGGUUACACAAGCAGAUGUAAAUCCACCGCAAAUUCCGCAAUCAAAUUCGAAUUCGCACACUACAAAAAGUGAAUCCCUUUCCUCGUAUAAUACAGCGUUUCAAGGGUUUCCUUCUUCCUCUUAUGCUCAAUCGUACCCCAUGCAUUCAAUGUCUGCACGUUCCAAAUCUGAUGGUGAGCAGCAAUAAAGGAUGGCUUUCGAUAUAUAUUUUUCAUCGGACUCCCUUUUCUGCUAUACAAUGCAUACUUGAUUUUUUUUCGAAAUAGUGUGAUGGUUUCCUUUGCACUGUUGAACGAUGUCCGGUUGGAAGGUUCGUGAAAUUCAUGCAUGCGAUUUCAACUCAUCCUUAUGAAAGAUCGAAUAAUUUUAUUUAUUUUUUUUAAACAUAAUGAUAUGGUUAAUAAUUUGAGCCAAGAUUCUUCUCCAAAGCUCAAUUUUAAAAUGAGCGAAAACAAACAGCAGAUCGUCGAAAUGGUUUUUCUUGUUCCUUUUUCCUAAUAAAAAUGAUGUUGCAAGACUUGUAUGAAAGACUUUAAAAUGCAGUGUGAUUAAAGAAGCAUAUUAUUUAUUAUUAGCUACAGCUUUUUCAAGAAAUCGACCAUUUCUUAAGUUCGCAUCUUUUCUUCCAUAUGGACUAGUAGACUGAACUAGUCAAUGAAACUAACUCACUCUUAUCCAUA
Schizosaccharomyces cryophilus OY26 is the source of this 2248-nucleotide messenger RNA. Its product is annotated as SPRY domain-containing protein. The record is from RefSeq and is a predicted model, not a curated record. Gene Ontology annotation, molecular function: protein binding. Bases 586 to 1755 code for a protein of 389 amino acids. The transcript has a single exon. Lineage: Eukaryota; Fungi; Ascomycota; Schizosaccharomycetes; Schizosaccharomycetales; Schizosaccharomycetaceae.